This is a messenger RNA of Anoplophora glabripennis (Asian longhorned beetle), 1340 nucleotides long. RefSeq names its product elongation of very long chain fatty acids protein AAEL008004-like. Gene Ontology annotation, molecular function: fatty acid elongase activity. The coding region runs from base 214 to 1083 and encodes 289 amino acids. NCBI's taxonomy places the organism in Eukaryota, Metazoa, Arthropoda, Insecta, Coleoptera, Cerambycidae. Gene Ontology annotation, cellular component: endoplasmic reticulum membrane. The record is from RefSeq and is a predicted model, not a curated record. Gene Ontology annotation, biological process: sphingolipid biosynthetic process; fatty acid elongation, polyunsaturated fatty acid; fatty acid elongation, monounsaturated fatty acid. The transcript is spliced from 8 exons.
CCCACUUGUUCUGGGUAUCGUUCCUCAACAUCAACAGUCAAACGCCUUCAACUGCUGACCACGUUUGGUGUUUAGUGUAAUAUACAACUUAAUUUGGUUUUUGGUUUACUCUUUUUUUAAUAUUUACUCAGGAUGGUAGUUUACCUUUAGACAAUCAACAGUCAGACAUUUAUUGUGUACCUGUCAUUAUAUUUAUACAAAAUAAACUCGGGAAUGUCGGAAAUAACUAGUUUCAUGGAGGGAUAUAAUAACUUUAUGAAGACACAUACCGAUCCUAGGACAGCGGAUUGGUUCUUAGCGGGAAAAUUGGGCCACUUGCUAGUUAUUUUAACAAGCUAUGUAUAUUUCUGCUCAUCUGCAGGUCCAAAGUAUAUGAAAGAUAAGAAACCUUAUGAUCUUAAGACCAUCAUCCAGGCUUAUAAUCUGAUGCAAGUUUUUGCCAGCGCCUACCUAGUAUAUGAGGGUUUACAAGCAGGUUGGCUUAAUGACUACUCAUUUAGCUGUCAACCAGUUGUGCCUGGAGAGAAAGGGCUUAGGAUGGCGAGAGCAGUUUGGUUAUACUUCAUGCUCAAAUUAGUUGAACUUUUGGACACGGUUUUUUUCGUUUUGAGGAAAAAGAACAACCAGGUUUCUUAUCUCCAUGUUUAUCACCACACACUUAUGCCAAUAUGUGCUUGGAUAGGCGUAACAUUUUUACCGGGAGGACAUGGAACCUUAUUGGGACUAAUAAAUUCCUUUAUUCACGUCAUAAUGUAUGCUUACUAUUUCGUAGCAGCUCUCGGACCAGAAUAUCAGAAAUAUCUUUGGUGGAAGAAACAUUUAACCGCUUUGCAAAUGGUCCAAUUUUGCAUGGUAUUUGUCCACAACUUCCAAGUGAUCUUCCGUGAUUGCGAUUAUCCAAAGUUUCUCAACGUACUUUUGUCCAUUCAAGCAGGAUAUUUCUUCUAUUUGUUCGGAGCCUUUUAUAACGCACAAUACGUGAAAAGCCAAAGAAAGAAAAAGCACGAGGAGAAUGGAAUGAUAUCAAAUGGUGUUGAAAAUAGAACAAACAAUGCAAUGAAUGAGAAAAUAAAAGGCUACUAGCACCGUAACAGUGCGAAGUUUUUUUAAAUUUAUUACUGUUAUAGAAACUGUUAAGGAAUGAUAAUUUCUGUGAUCUAUAGGAAAAUGUUUCUCUCCUGUUUGGAAAUACAUAAUACUAAUUCCGAAAAUUUUCCGUAAAUUCGACGCAAAUUCUUUUAAUGUUUUGGUCAUAAUAGUUGUGGAUAUAUUUAUAUAUUUAUAAUUUAUAAAAUGUUUAUAAAUGGGAAUUUUUAAUUUAUUUAUAUAUAAAUCAUCAA